AUGGCUCACUCGACUGCCGCAGUCCUGAUUCUGGGCUUGGUGUGCAGCACACUCUUGAUGAGCAUCAGGACCGCGUACCGGAAGCAUUUGAGGUCAAUCCCGGGACCCUGUUUGGCUCGGUUCACGGGCGUCUACCGGUUGAGCCUUGUUUGGAAGGGCGAUGCCCCCGAGCAAUAUCGCAAUGUCCACGCAAAACACGGCAAGAUCGUGCGGGUUGGACCGAAUCAUGUUUCGGUCUCUGAUCCGUCCGAGAUACAAACCAUCUACGGCAUAGGGAGUAAAUUUCUAAAGACCGAGUUCUACACCUUGAUGGGCCCGUUUUACAAGGGGGACGUGAUGCACACCACCUUUUCGACGCGAGACCCGGCAUACCAUCGGAAUCUUCGGAGCCAGGUGGCCGCGGUGUACUCGAUGUCGAACGUCCGGAAGCUGGAGUGCUACGCCGACGAGUGUUCGGCAAUCUUCAUCGACGCCAUGAAAGCCCGAUGCGCCGACCCGAUCGACAUUGCGCCGUGGCUACAGUGGUACGCGUUCGAUGUGAUCGGUGGCCUCACGUUCCAGAGGAGGUUCGGAUUCAUGGAAAAGGCAGGGGACAUUGACAAUAUGAUUGGGGGUCUGGACGUCGCACAGUCUUACGCACAGUUUGUCGGCCAAUUUCCCAAGCUACACGACUAUUUAUUCGGUAGUCGGGUGCUCAUGGGAACGCUCAAGAGGGUGUUUCCUAACUUGCCAGACCCCCUCGAUAGGUUUAUGGCUAUCGCCGAGGAAGAGAUUGUCAGAUACAAUACCACGGUACAUCAGGAUGGCUCCCGGGGCGACAUACUUGCCCAGCUUCAAGCCACGAAAGAUGGACAAGUCCCGUUUCGAGACAUCGUCAACCACAUCACGAACAACCUCAUUGCCGGCAGUGACACGACUGCGAUUUCGCUGCGCGCGUGCAUUUAUUACCUUCUGAAGACGCCCCACGCGUACCACGCAUUACAAGGUGAGAUCGAUGCUGCGUUUGCGUCUGGACGACUGUCCGAGUUUGUCACGUACGAGGAAAGCACGAAGCUUCCCUAUCUCCAAGCGACAAUCAAGGAGGCCAUGCGCCUCCACCCCGGCGUGGGGUUUCCUCUCGAACGCCAUGUGCCGCCCGAAGGCGCCGUCCUAUGUGGCAAAUAUCUGCCCGGUGGCACGAACGUGAGCAUGACGGCUCCGGUGGUACAUCACGAUAGGACCAUCUUUGGCGACGACGCCGAGUCCUUCCGUCCCGAGCGAUGGCUGGAGACGGAUGAAGUUCGUCUCAAGCAGAUGGAUCGGUGUUCACUCGCAUUUGGUCACGGGGCUCGUUCUUGCUCGGGGAAGAACAUCUCCUUGAUGGAGAUGGGUAAAUUCAUCCCGGUUCUACUGCGCAACUUUGAGCUGGAAUGGGCUUCUGAGAAGCCGGAAUGGACAACCUACUGUGCGUGGUUCUGGAAGCAGUCUGAUAUGCUGGUACGACUCAAGCUACGACGGCAGGGGGACACUAAAGGCCUGCCAGAAAGUUAAUUGAAUGGAACAGAAAUAAACCAAUGUAUCAAUGUGGGAAUUUUAACGUCGUGUCUGUACGAGAGCGUAUCUAUCUAACGACUCAUAA
Molecule: messenger RNA, 1618 nt
Organism: Exophiala oligosperma
Lineage: Eukaryota; Fungi; Ascomycota; Eurotiomycetes; Chaetothyriales; Herpotrichiellaceae
Exons: 6
Coding region: 1-1530 (509 amino acids)
Molecular function (GO): monooxygenase activity; oxidoreductase activity, acting on paired donors, with incorporation or reduction of molecular oxygen; iron ion binding
Source: RefSeq, a predicted model, not a curated record